This is a messenger RNA of Rotaria socialis, 2205 nucleotides long. NCBI's taxonomy places the organism in Eukaryota, Metazoa, Rotifera, Eurotatoria, Philodinida, Philodinidae. The record is from the annotation of a GenBank genome assembly.
AUGGAAAAAUCUCAGGAUGAAAAGAAAAACGAGAACUAUGACUCACUCGAAUCUAGUUGUGAUCUCUCUUUGUCAACAAACUCAUCUGUUCAAUAUUCACAACAACAAUUUACAACUAAAUAUCAGCCGUUAAGUACAUUGAAUGAAGAUUUAAAUACAAAUAAUGUUUUUCAUCGUCGAUCACUUCAACAUUCAUUUAUCAAUCUAGAACAAAAUUAUUCCGAAGAAAAUACUGCUAGCCAUAACAGAUACGAACAACCAUAUCGUUCAGCUUUGCUUUAUGAGGAACCCGAAAAAAUGAUUAAAAGCUCUAGCGAAAGUUCACAUUUAGAUACAUUAAAUGAAUUUCAUCAACACACAAAUAUCCAUAGAAAUGAAACUAUUCAACCGUAUCGAUCGUUAAAUGAUGUAACUAAUAAAACUCAACGAUCUAAACUUAAAAUAAGUCAAAAACCAAUUGUAUCAACAUCAAAAAAAUUAAGAAAUAGAAAUAAAUUAAAUAUUCUUGUUGAAUCAUUAAUGUCAUCAUCAACAUCGUUCGUUUCGCUGAAUGAUGAACAAAAUCAUUCAACUACAAAUAUGACGAAUAGUUCAAGUAAUCAAACAGUAUCUCACUCCAAUCAAUCAUUUUAUGAACAAAUAAAAUCAAAAGCAAGAACACCACUUAAUAAUCAUUAUCCAAAUCAAGAACAAAUAAAAGCACAUAUUAAUAGAUCAGUUAUUGACCGCCAACAUCAAUCUUAUUUAACAAUGUCACAAGGAAAAUAUGUCAUACAUAAAAUGGCGUCGUUGAAUAAUUCAAAAUUACAAUUUAAUAAUCAUUUAUUGAGACAAGAAAAACAAUCGACUACAAGAUUUUAUCCAAUAUCAUCGGAGCAAAUCAAGCAACCUUUACCAACUUUGUCCAAUGAAGAAAUUAUUGAUUAUUUUAAAGAAAAAUGGAAUCGUAAGAAGAAACAACAAUUGAAUAAUAUUGAUCAAUGGCAACAGGAUUCUCAAAAAGAACAAAGUCAAGUCAACACAAAACACACUGAGAAACCGUUAAAAACAAGUCGAAACUCCGAAAAUUCGCCAAAUCAAACAGAUCAUUUUCUUUUAAACUCUUCUCAUCACCAUCAUUAUCAUCAUCAUCAUCAUGAACAUGUUAAUGAUCGUAAUAGCGAUCAACGACGAACGAUCACUAAUAAUUUCUUUACUCAUGAAACAGAUCAUAAAGUUCAACACAAUCAUUCACGAAAUGUAAAUUUUAAAGGAAAAACCAAUAGUGAUUUCAACCGACGAACACAGCCAAUUGAAUCAGUAUAUCAAUCGAAAUCCAUUGGACUUAUUUUGCAAACUAAAAAUCCAACAAUGUAUCGAAAUAUUGAGUCCGAAUCUGAAUAUUUUACUGGAAAUACCAUUGCUCCCAUUCAAUAUCGUACCACUAAAGUAAUUCGUAUGCCCAACAUAAAUUCUCAAACUGAAAAAAACGACCAGCUUUAUCAAAGAGAAAAGUUACCAUCGAAAUCUUUGAAUAGUUUAUCACGAACUAUUCGAAUUGAAGCAAGGAAUACAAACGAUAUUUCACCGGCAAUAGAAGCUAAUCGAUUUGAUAACCAAUCAAAAAAGAGCUCGCUACAACUUCACAAAACACAAAAAAACUCAAAUAAAAUUUUCAAAACAAGACCACUAACAUCCUGGUCGAUUCUAUCAGACCAUCAAAUACACGAACAACAAUCUAAUCCUUACGAAUCAUCACCAUCGAUGGCUAGUCACGAGUUAAUGGAUCAUCAGUUAAGUAAGAAUUAUGAAAUGAUUGCCACCGAUGAUCAACAAGAUUUUCAUCGAAGAUACAUUAAUCCUGCCGAUAAUUCACAACAUUCUUUAUUUCACGAUUAUUCUUCGCAGAGAUCUUCUCAUGGCACAUAUCCAUGUGUUAAUACAUCUGAUUCUAAUAAUCGAAAAGAUCCUGUUAUUCAAAACUCACCAAAUCAACUAAAUACAUCCAACCUGAUUGUAAAUCGUGAAAAUUCUUCAUUCUUUCCGUUGGAUCAUUUGUCUGCGACGGAUCGAUUAUCGUUACCAUCAGAAAAAGUGAGAAUAACAACACAAGAAGAUAAUUUAUCGGUGAACUACAAUAGUGAUGGUAGUUGGAAUGAUGAUGGCUGGAGUGACGAUUCAGCUGAAUUUAUAUAUGUUGAUGAUCGCUAUGAAGUACAAAAGUAA